CCAUCCGGUGGCAAUACGCCGCAACGAGCUUUGCCGCCUAUCGUUUUCUGUUUUCGGUUUACUGGAAUAUCGAUGUAACCUAACAUAAUUAUGAUCCUUUAAAGAAACUUACUUGUCACUGCAGAAUGGCACAUUUACUGGCCGGAUUGAAAUUGAAGGAGAUAGUAAAAAUAUCGAUUAGAUACAAGCACGGACCGAAUCAUUGGUCUGUGUUAAAGAAAAAGAAAACUGCUAAAGAUAAAGCAUUGGAUCAUUUCGAUGAGUAUUAUGGCUCAGUUUAUGGGGAAUCAUGGGAAGGCAUACGAGCCGCUUUAUUAGAUGAGAAAACUAAAUAUAUGGCAGUGGUUAAUAAUUUUAGUGAUGUACAAAGAAUACAAACAGAGUUACAAUUAUUAGGUGCAAUACACUUAAAAUCGUUGUACAAUGUUUUUAAAGAAGAUGAAAAGAAUUACCAAAACUCUGAACCUACUCUAUCACAGGAUAUAGAAAAUCCAAUGGAUGAUAUUAUAAAAAACCUUCAAUUAUCAGAAUUAGAAUCCUUUUAUCCUAAUGAUCAUGUUCUCUCGCAAACAUCAUUAACAUCAGAGGAAGAUGAAGAAGAUAACAAGUCGUUGAUCGAAACAAAUAAGCCAUUACAACCUGUAGAAUUACAGUCUAUAGAAAAAAGUUUAAAUGAAAUUGAAAUUGAUAAUGAUCGUCUUAUUCAAUCAUCUUCAGACCAGUCUAUGCUUUAUGAAUAUGUGCCUGCUACAAAAUUAAAGGGUUUGAAUGAUUAUGUGCUAGAAUCUGAUUAUUAUAAUUUUUAUAACAAAGGAGCUGACUUCAAGAUAAAUAUUGUUGAAGAAUCUACUUUACCAUUUCCAGAACACUUACAUGUAUAUACUUUUGAAGAUAAUAAUUAUACCAGAUUCCCAUCUCCUAAAUUGGGGUCCACUGGUGUUUUAGAUUAUUAUUUGUUUGAUGGUGGAUCAAUAUUACCCGUUUUAGCUCUUGACAUUAAAUUAGGUGAUGUUGUGCUCGAUAUGUGUGCUGCACCAGGUGGUAAAGCUUUAGCUAUUUUACAAACUCUUAUGCCACGUGUACUGGUUGCUAAUGAUGUUAUGGAAUCUAGAGUAAACAAAUUAAAUAACGUUGUGAGACAAUAUAUGUUGAAUGCUUCCAAGUUAGGAAAUAUGUUAUAUGUAACAGAAAAUGAUGCUCGAUAUAUUGAUGACACAAAUGUGUUUAACAAAAUUCUAGUUGAUGUACCUUGUACAACGGAUAGACACAUGGUACAUUCUGUCGAAAAUAAUAUGUUUAAACCUACUAGACUCAAGGAAAGGAUAAAUCUUCCAAACGUCCAAUCUAGUAUUUUAAUGAAUGCACUAAAACUAGUGAAAGUUGGAGGUACUGUUGUUUAUGCAACAUGUUCUCUUAGUCCUAUUCAAAAUGAUGGCGUUGUGCAAGUAGCAUUGAAAAACGUCUGGGAGGAAACUACAUCUGUUAUGGUUGUGAAAGAUAUGUCAAAAGCUUUAUCACCUUUAAAAUGUUUAUACCAGUUUGCAAAUAUAGGACUGAAGUAUGGUCAUAUUGUUGUUCCUACGCAUGAAAACAAUUGGGGACCUAUGUAUUUUUGUAAAAUCGAAAGGAUACAAUAAACGUGAGUAAUUUUAUAAUAUACGAAAAUAUGUGUGUAUAAAAUGUACAUACUAUUGUAAUCGUAUAAUUAAUGUUAUAAAAAUUUAAUAUACUAUCAUUUAACGUAAUAUUAGUGAAAUU
Nomia melanderi (Alkali bee) is the source of this 1758-nucleotide messenger RNA. Its product is annotated as 5-methylcytosine rRNA methyltransferase l(2)10685. Gene Ontology annotation, cellular component: mitochondrial large ribosomal subunit. The record is from RefSeq and is a predicted model, not a curated record. Gene Ontology annotation, biological process: rRNA methylation. Gene Ontology annotation, molecular function: RNA methyltransferase activity. Lineage: Eukaryota; Metazoa; Arthropoda; Insecta; Hymenoptera; Halictidae.